Molecule: messenger RNA, 2510 nt
Organism: Adelges cooleyi (spruce gall adelgid)
Lineage: Eukaryota; Metazoa; Arthropoda; Insecta; Hemiptera; Adelgidae
Product: zinc transporter ZIP1-like
Exons: 2
Coding region: 882-2180 (432 amino acids)
Biological process (GO): zinc ion transmembrane transport
Cellular component (GO): plasma membrane
Molecular function (GO): zinc ion transmembrane transporter activity
Source: RefSeq, a predicted model, not a curated record
GGGCGCCGACGGAUUGAAAAUUUACUUUCGCGCGUACGGUGAAAGCAAAGUGUGUGCGCGAUCGAAUCCCGCGGGUAAACAGCUGUAGAUAACAUAUUUUUCUGAUCAGAACGCCAUUUCCGCGAGUCCGUCGUAUAACAACAACGACGACGACGACGGCGGUAGUUCAAUCACACAUGCUUUACCAUAAUAUUUGUACUACAUGUUUACACGUCCGAACGCCCGUUUCUCCGGCCACCGCACCGGUCAGGCGGGGUGUCCGCCAACGUCAUACACGCACAUGUAUACUCACACGUUUAUUGUAAUAAUAAUAUGUGUAUAUGUUGUUACUCAUCAUCGUCGUUGUGGUCACUCUCAGAACGUGGCAGACGCGAGUUAACGAGUGAGAGAGAGUGAGAGAGAGAGAGUGAGAGGGAUCUUGUCCAUAGUAGUGGUAAUUGUGCCGCCGCCUCUCGGUAGUGGUGGUGCCGGCGGCGGCGGCGGCGGCUCCUGAGUCUUGCCGCCGCUGCCGCGUAUCGGCGCAUAGCUAGACGGUAGACGCCACUAUACCGUGGGCCGAAGUGGUAGUCGCGCGCUCGGCCCGAUUCGUGGUACUUUUUUUUUAAAAUUCGACGUUGUCGAGUUCGCAAAGGCAAAAGCCAUUCGUGGUCACGAGUGUGAUAUUAUUAUGUGCCCGCCGUUUUCGACGUUUAAGCCCCGCAGUACCGACCGUGGGAGGCCGUAACGCUUACGCCACCGUGUGUUCCGUUUACGCGGUCGUUAGUCGUUUUUUUUUUUUUUUUAUACAACAAAGUUUUUCCUUUUUCGAAAUCAAAUUUGACGUAAAAAAAAUAAAACGAAUUACAGAAUCGUUAAAGUAACGUAUAGUUAAUUAAAUCGACAUGGCGGCGUCCGGCAAUAGUACCGAUACGACGGUUACCAGCACGUCGACUUUCGCCGUCGUCGACGAGAUAACGAUGGCCAAAACGCUGGCCAUGAUCGUCCUGGGCUUGGGGUCGUUCGUCCUGGGCGUCAUACCGAUCAAGUUGGCCAAGUGGUGGCACAAGGAACCGGCGGCCGUCGAGGCGGCGUCGUCCAACUCUGCCGGACACUCGCAUCACCACGGCGCGGCGUCCUCGUCGCCGGUCGUGUCGCUGUUGCUGUGUUUCGGCGGCGGCGUGCUGCUGUUCACCACGCUGCUCCACUUGCAGCCGGAAGUCCGGGAGGGCGUGCGGAAUCUCCAGGAGGCCGGCAUGUUGCCGGACGGCUUGAGCAGCCUGGGCGAUCUGAUAUUCUGCGCCGGGUUUUUCCUCGUCUAUUUCCUCGACGAGAUCGUGCAUUCCGUGCUGGACAAGUGUUCCGUCGACUCGGACGACGACACCGAAGCGGUGCUGCACAGGUCGAUGAGCCUGCGGCGGUGCACCAUGUCCAUACCGAGGGCCUCGCUGACCGGUUCGCCGACGUCCGUGCCGUCUGUGACGGGCGCGUCGACGGCCAGCAUUAACGAGCUGCUGAAAGAGUCCAAGGACAAGCGGUACCACGCGUCGUGGAAGAACCGGCAGAUCAGGGACGCCGAGGAACAGACCAAACCGGCGGCGGACGCCGGCCGCGGCACGACGGCCAACCGAUCGUUCCGCGGUCUUUUCGCCGUGCUCGCCCUGUCGUUCCACGAGAUAUUCGAGGGCUUGGCCAUUGGAUUGGAAGAGCGCAUCGAAAACGUGUGGUACCUGUUCAUCGCGGUGGCGACGCACAAAUUGGUCAUAGCCUUUUGCGUCGGACUCGAGCUGGCCUGGUCCAAAACCCGGGUGCCCGUGCUCGUCAUGUACGUGGCCACGUUCGCCGUCGUCACGCCGGUGGGCAUUGCCGGCGGCAUGUGGCUAGUGCGGUACGGCGCGAGCGGCACGAUCGACGGAUCCCCAGGCACGGUGGCCGUGGUGCUCCAGGGCCUGGCCGCCGGUACGCUGUUGUACGUGGUCUUCUUCGAGGUGCUGGCCAGGCACAAACAGUCCGGAUUCCUACACUUGUUGGCCAUCCUUACCGGAUUCUGCAUAAUGCUCACGCUGCAACUGACAACGCACAAACACAGUCAUGGAUUACCAGAGAGCCAUCACCACCAACACGAUCAUGAACACCACCAAUUUAUGGAUCACGAACACUCAUCUCACGUGCACGAUCAUUCAUCACACGCGCAUGCACAUUAGAAUUACCCAAUUUUCUAAGUUACCAAGCCCAUCGUGAUCUACAUUUAAUAUUAAUUCAUAAUUUAUAUUUUUUAUGAUAUUAGUCAUGACUAUAAUGUAAUGAUAUUUUUCGCAAUGUAUUAUCGAAUACUUUUACAGGUAUUUUCAUUAUUUAUUUAUUUUGUAAGAGAAGAGACGAUCUUGUGCGGAUAUCGGAACGGUUAAAAAAUUAUUUUCCAUUGAUGUAAUUUUUUUUUUUAAUAAUUUUGAUAAUUAAAUAUUAUAAAAAAAAAUGUUGUUUUUUUACCCACUACGAACGUUUUAUUUUCGAAUCGCUAUUCUUUUUUUAUC